AAAAAUUUGACAGCUCACUUGGUGGUAAAUAGAAUGUUUUGGUGUUUGCAUUCUACGCAUUUCUUCCCAAAAACCCGCUGAAAAAACAGUUUUUUGUGCCUAAAAAAUCGUCAAAAUAGUGACUAAGAAGUUGAAAAUUGCAGUAAAUGUGGUAAUUUUAUUGUGGCUAUUGAGUAGUGUGAGGAAAAUGAAAAACAUUUGAUCAGAGUGUUGAGGUUAUGUGAAAACGUGUGAAUUGUUACGAUUUUACGUGAAAAAUCUUGUUCCUCGACUUGAAAAAUGUUCGGCAAGAGGAAUGGAGUCAAACCAACAAAUACCCAAAGCAAUCCUGGGAGUAGUAGCUCUUGGGCAGGAAGAAGUGAUUCACCGAGGGAAACGUCAUUUUCGAGGUCUCCUGGGAAUAUCAGAAGCAGUCCAAGGAUAGAUCCUGAAAUUCUUUUGGAUACCCAAAGCAACGGGCUGUCUUCGAGGAUUGUGAAAUACUACGAGGAGAAUCAGAGAAUGUCUAGGAGUCCACGGACAGUGUACAAUAAACCUGGGCAAUUCCCAAUUGUUCAUUUGAAGAAGAAUGAAAUUGUUUACUCCACGAAGAGGAACAAUCCCCUGUCAGUUGUCAAAAUUGCUCCUCCGGAUAAAUCCGUGUCGGACAGGAAUCUCAGGCUCAAUAUUCUUCGGCAGGGGCUUUCAACCCCAACUGCGCCCCCUGAUGACUAUAUUGAGCCUCAUAAAUGGCACGAUAAUGAACCAUUGACCCCGUCAGAGGGCAUUGAGUCCACUCCAACUCGUUCUGUACUUGAUGCCUUGACAGAAAUCUCCCGGAAGAGGAUUCACAAUGAGGAUUUCAAUGGAGACAGGUCCAAGAAGCACUGCAAAGAUUUCACCGAGGUUGAUGGACCUCAAACGGAUCUCCGAGCUGUUCAGACCAAACGGCAGCGAGAUAAAGUAUCCCCUCCGAGCCCCGCAGAAGGUCAGGCUUCAGUGGAGUCCACCAAGAAGAAGGUAUGUCGCAAUAGUCAUGAUAUUUUGAGCUCUCUGAGCUCUAGCAUUCGGUUGCUGAAUCCCAAGAGGAGGAUUGAAGAUGUCUUGGCGGGGGAUGCAAAGAGGACUCACUACCAACGUCCCCAGGCGACAGUUGAGCCUCAGAAACGGAGCCCUGUGGCAUCUGUGGAGCCCCAGAGGCGUCCGGAUUUGCCCAGUUCACAGAAAUUGACUCCUGUGAUGAGUAGCACUCCAUUGAACAUUGUGCCUCCUCCGGCCAAGCCUCAGGCGCCAAAGCCCACGCCGAAGAUCACGCUGUUCAAUCAGAACUACGACAGGAUCAAGGAGAGAGUCCUCUCGGACACGGAGGAUGACGAAAAGGCGAAAUCCCUGAAUCUGGUGCGUCCGAAACCCGGCGGGAAGUUACUGGUGAAGGACAAGAAGGAAUCGGCAAAGGGCAGUAAGUCCAAACUAGCCAUCAUGCUGAGCUAUUUAAGCAGGAAUUUUGAAGAUGAGGAUGAGGAUACAGUGGACGGGAAGGAAGAAGAGAAGAAGCCAGAGGAGGCUAAAAAGGAAGAAGUAAAGACUCCAGAGCCUCCUAAGCCAGUUCCUGUGAUUUCGUCCAUGGCCAAACCGCCUGAGCCUCAAACUCCAAUUAUGACCCUUUCCAAGCCAUCUGAGGAACCCAAGAAGCUCGAGGAUGGCCCCUCUGCGACUUCUACGCCUCAAAUCCCUCAAAUUAAAUUUGGAAUCCCUGCAACGGAAGCUCCCAGCAAGAUUUCACCAAUUCUCUCCAUGCCCGUGGCAAGUACAGGCAACCCAGCUAAUCCCUCGGCAGAAAUUGUCCAGCCAGAAGUGAAAUCCCAACCAAAAGCCUUCAAAGUCCCAGCUUCGACUGCUCCUAUCUCAUUUCCCGCUCCAAUAUCUUUCGGAAGUACCGUUACUUCAGCACCAGUUCUGUCAGUUGCACAAACAACUUCUGCUCUGUCAGUUGCUCCUGCGGCUGUGUCAUCUGGGGCAUUUGCACCGCUCCCAUCCUCUUCGUCAUCGAGCAUCAUUAAGACAGCAUCACCCUUUACAAUGGCUCCGGGAAUUGCAGGAAGUGCUCUGGCGGCAGCUUCAAAGUCUCCCCCAAAGCCUGUGGCUUUUCCAUCCGGGAAAUUGGAUUUCAACUUUGGAGCAACUCAGCCGGCAUCUCUGAGCACAGCGACAGCCACAACUUCAUCAAGUGCUUCUGCACCGUCAAAUUCUCUCUUCCAAUUCAAACCUGCAACUACCAGUAUCACAGCUACUUCAGCUGCUCCAGCUUCAGCCCCGAGCUUCACCUUUGGAACAACUCCAGCUACGCAAACUUCAGCUCCGGACACAAAUUUCGCCUUUACCCCAGCAAAUGCAUCGACGUUGAAGUCCCUGGCACCGGGAUCUGUGAUUACGCCGAAGAAGACGAAUUUGUUUAUGUUUGGCGGAGGAGGAGGAGGAGCAGGAGGAGGAGGGAAUGGGGCUGAAACGACAACUUCUGCAAGUAGCUUUCCUGCUUCGACUUUCACAACAACUUCCAGUGGACCUUCUAUCAGUGGAGGCUUCACUGGGAAUGCUUUUGGUGGCUUCUCCUCAAAUGCUCCAGCUACAACAGCCACAGCAGCUUCAACGGAUGUCAAGGCAUUGUUCACAUUCGGGCCGGCUACGAGUGCUCCCACUCAAACAUCACAAACUCCCUUUACCUUUGGUGCUCCUGCUCAGGCCACCAAGCCAGCAGUUACAAGUGCUGCAUCUUCUGCGGCGUUUUCCUUUGAGAAGAAGACACCAUUUGAUGUUGUGAGCACGGCUGGCAGUUCAGUUUUUGGCGGAAGCACAGCUACUACAGCUUCAAUUUUUGGGAAUGCCAAUGCAACUUCAGCCACAACAGCUGCUGCAACUUUCCCUGCAUCUUCUAAUUUGGUGUUUGGAACAGCAUCAGUUCCGGUGUUUGGAGCUGCUGCGGCUACUUCAACGGCUUCUGCAACAACAACAGCAUCGGCUUUUGGAAGCGGAGGAGCAGGAGGAGGAGGAGGAGGAGGAGGAGGAGGAGGAGGAUCGAUUUUCUCAGGAGGGAGUCCUUUUGGUGGAGGAGGAGGAGGCUCUGGACAGCCUCAGGGAAGCACGGCUUUUGGUGGUUUUGGUGGAUCAACGGGAAAUGUGGCAAAACCUGCGACAACUUCCACAGUUUCUCCUUUUGCUUUUGGUGGUGGCCAGGAAAAUAAGACAACAACUUCUGGGACGUCUUCAGCUGGAAUUUUUGGGGCAGCACCGGCAGCGCCAAAUGCUUUUGGGACAUCGGAUAAGCCAUUUAGUUUUGGCGGAGGGGCAGCAGCAUCAGCUCCUUUCCAGUUUGGAGGAGGAGGGGGAGCUGGAGCAGCAACUACGACUUCCGGCAGUCCUUUUUCAUUUUCAACGCCCAACACGACAGCUCCUCCGGCCUUUGGGGGAGGCAGUUCAGGGGGAACUUUCACUUUUGGCCAGACAGAGGCACCUAAGCCUCCAGCGCCGGCUUUUGGGAGUGGCGUUGCAGUUUUUGGAGGUCAACAAAAUUCAGUUAAUCCUCCGGCUUUUGGAGCAACAAAUUCAGCUCCAGCAUUCAAUUUUACGGGCUCAGGGGCAGCAGCUCAGCCACCUGGAACGCCCCAGGCGCCCUUUGCAUUCGGGGCAGCCGGGGCCAAUCAGCAGGGCGGAAGUCCCAUGUUCAGCAUUGGAAGCACUGGACAGACAGCUCAGAGGAGACCCUAUCGUCAUGCAACGAGGCGACUCAACAAAUAAAGAAAAUUUCAUUGUAAUUUAUUAUUUUUCUCGAAAUUUUAUCUGAACAAAAUAUGAAUGAUGUAAAAUUGAAAUACAAAAAUUGUUCGGGGUUUUAA
This is a messenger RNA of Phlebotomus papatasi, 3869 nucleotides long. RefSeq names its product putative nuclear envelope pore membrane protein POM 121B. The transcript has 4 exons. NCBI's taxonomy places the organism in Eukaryota, Metazoa, Arthropoda, Insecta, Diptera, Psychodidae. Bases 280 to 3771 code for a protein of 1163 amino acids. The record is from RefSeq and is a predicted model, not a curated record.